GAAGGGAACGUCCCCAGGGUGAGGAAGCUCUCAACGAAGGAGUCGAUGGCAGCAUUGGAGGCGCGACUCGAGGGGAUGAUGGAGAGUGUGGUAGAGCGGUUCACUAGGCUUGAGGAAGCGCUAGUUGGCCCUGGUAAGCCCACAUCUCAUAUCAGUGACUUUUUCUCCUAUUUUGCUGGUUUGGUUGCUAGGGUGGAAGAGCUGGAGGAGAAGGUGGACUCCUUCGAGGGAAGGGUGAAUUCGUCUCGCUUCGAGGAAGCUAGAGACAGUCCAACCCAGCAGAAGGCCCUGGAAGCAAGAGUAGCUAGCUUGGAGUUAGAGUUGGAGUUGUGCAAGAAGGCCAUCGUUGCUGGCAAUGAAGGGAAUUUGGCUCCAGCCAGGAGGAAGGUUCGUGCGCCUAAGAGCUAUGAUGGUGUGAUGGGUGCUCGAUAGAGCCAUACCAAAGGUGGGAGGCAGUCUCCUCAGACCACCGGGGAUGAGCACAGUGAUGGCCAGGCCCAAAAGAGACGGG
This is a messenger RNA of Camellia sinensis, 511 nucleotides long. NCBI's taxonomy places the organism in Eukaryota, Viridiplantae, Streptophyta, Magnoliopsida, Ericales, Theaceae. The record is from RefSeq and is a predicted model, not a curated record.